GCUUGCGUAGUCGUAUGAGCGCACCGGUGCACCCGUCGAUCGAGGACGGCGACGACGGUCUAUCUGCAGCAACCCAUGUGCUCGAACACCCAGAGCUGUGGACCCCGUCGACCUUUCACUCGACACCGGGCCUCCACGCCUUGUCGCGCAUGCUGCACACGCAGCGUUUGCACCGGCCGAUCCACUUUGGCCAUCUAGCCCUUCUUCUCUAUGCGCCGCUCGGGCUCCUGUUGCUCUGCCUGCGGCUCGUGCUGCUCGCUAUUUUUUUCGCGUGUCUUCUCUACCUCAAGGACGCCGCGGUCAUAAGCCGUGCGUUCGCGCGGCUCUCGGUCCCGAUGGGUCUCUUUGUGACGCUGCUCGAUCCGGACCGCCAUUGGCAGCCGCCGUCGCCGCCCAUCCUUGUGUGCAACCACGUGAGUGAGCUCGACGCGAUCGCGCUCCAAGUGCUCGGACCGUUCGAGACGCUCGGGUACGAUUUCUUCAAGUCGUCGCGGGUGUUUCGUCGGCUAGCGGCUGCGUACGGCUACAUUUACGUGCCACAUGCGUCGCGCACCCAAGGCAAUACGUCUGGCCGAGACGCACUGCGCACGCUGCUCACCGAGAAAGUCCGUGCAAAUCGUUGUCCGAUUCUGUGUUUUCCCGAGGGUGGGAUGACGAAUGGCGUCACCGGACUACUCCAGUACCACACGUUCCUCUUUGGCCUUGGCGUGCGCAUCCAACCCAUUGCACUCUCGGCGACCGACGGGCCUUUUCCCGUGCACAUGAACGACGAGUCGAGCUCGACGAUCGCGAAUGUGCUGUGGUUUCUCUUUGUACCGUGGCACCGCUUUACACUGCGCGUCUUACCGCCCACCAGCAUCGACGCGACCGAGACGCCGCUCGAUUUCUCGCAGCGCGUCAUGGCGAUGACCGCGGCAGCCCUCAGCGUCACGAGCAGCCCGUUCUUGUACCGCCACAAGACGGCGUUCCUCCAACUGCGCGUCGCCAGCGUCUAAGUCGUCAAUACCAUUCGACUCCGUUAUUGGCUCGCCUGUCGCGUCUGUCAUGACGGCCAACGCACUACGAUGGCGACGCUGCAUGUUCCAGCCCAUAAAGGCGAG
Messenger RNA from Saprolegnia diclina VS20, 1100 nucleotides. RefSeq lists its product as hypothetical. Gene Ontology annotation, molecular function: acyltransferase activity. Bases 15 to 995 code for a protein of 326 amino acids. The transcript has 4 exons. The record is from RefSeq and is a predicted model, not a curated record. Lineage: Eukaryota; Oomycota; Saprolegniomycetes; Saprolegniales; Saprolegniaceae.